UGGCCCUGGCCACAUCCCUGUUGCGGGUCGGAGAGCGCGGGCGGCCGAGCGCAGCCGGUGCUGGGCUGUCAUGGCGUGGCAGAGGCCGCCGCGGAGGGGCUGCGGCUCCCUGCAGCGGUGUCUGCUCGGCGCCGCGCUGCUGCUCGGCCUGCGGCUCUGCGCGGAGCUGCGGCGUGCAAGUCUCAGGCCCCCGGCCAGCAGUGCUCCGCCAGGCCGGGCCCCACGGCCCCCCCGGCCGCACCUGCCGCCGGCGCCCGGGCUGCAGCGUGGCGCCAGCUGGAGGCAGGUGACCUACGUGCGCAGCGGGCGCCGAGCGCCGCCGGGGGGCGGUGGGAGCGGGACACCGAAGCCCUGCUGUGCCCCACACGGGAGUCCCCGCCGCAAGGGUCCCCGGUGGCAUAUAGAUCUCCAGCCUUGGGCAGGCCCUGCUCGGUCCCUGGAUGAAGAAGCCUUGAGGUUCCUGAGAUACAUCAGCACCAUUCAGAUUGCAUGUGAUCACAUGAGCACAGACAGCCUGGCUACUGACUCCAGCCCUACAAAAAAGCCCUGGUCAGUCUGUCUUGAUGACAGGUUUGGCUUAGCUCAUCAAAUCCAUAGCAAGCAGUGCCGCCUCUAUUCUUUAGGGCUGGGAAGUGAUGAUACCCGUUUUGAGGUUGGCAUGGCCAAUGAUGGAUGUGAAGUGCAUCGUUUUGAUCCUAGUGUUAAAUCAGCUCACGUUCUGGAAAACGAGCGUCUUUGGUAUCACCGCUUGUCCAUCAACUGGCGGGACCCCCACCCAGCUGUUGCUGCCCAAAAACCGUACAGCAGCACCAGAAAACUGAGGACCAUUUUGAAUGAAUUUGGACAUCACAAGAUUGACAUUCUCAAAGCAGAUCUGGAAAGCGCAGAAUGGAAAGUUUUGGAAAAUCUUAUUCUGGAAGAUGUCCUCGAACAAAUUGGACAGCUCAUCUUCGAGAUCCAUCUCCACUGGCCCGGGUUUGAGGUCAGUGGCAGCGACAGCAGUGUUGUGCGGUUCUGGUACAGCCUCCUCAAAGAGUUAGAACUACAGGAUUUCAGGCUUUUUCACAGUUACAAAGAUUUAUCUAAACCUCAGAUAUUCCUGAGGAAAAAUAUUUUCAAUGCUAGUAGCUGUUAUACUCUGAGUUGGGUGAAUACAAGAUGGAAAUAGGUUACAGAAUCUCACCAAGAAUUCAAGGAAAUGUUUGCAGCAUGGAACAUGUCCAUGAUUCUAGUUAUUAGUUUACUUGUCCAGUCUCCCAUUAGUUUGAGCCCUGCUGGAGGCAGGGAUUGUGUUAUUGGCAUUGUAGUAGGUAUAGCCUGGUGCCCAACACAUGCUAGGGGCAUAGUUAAAACUUAUUGAGGGGUCGGACAAAGGAGCACCAUCGAAGUUAGCAUCCAUGGAAUUCCCAUCAUGGAGCAAAGGUAAUGAACCCACCUAGGAUCCAUGAGAUGUGGGUUUGAUCCCGGGUCUCAAUCAUUGGGUUAAGGAUCCAGUGUUGCUCUGAGCUUUGGUGUAGGUUGCAGACGUGCUCAGAUUCCAUGUUGCUGUGGCUGUGGUGUUGGCCAGCAGCUGCAGCUCCGAUUUGACCCCUAGCCUGGGAACUUCCAUAUGCUGCAGGUGAGGCCCUAAAAGUCAACCUCCAUCUGCCCAAACCCAGGCUCUAUGCCUGUUUGCCUCUGAUGACUGAAGAUGCUUGUCCUCCUUCAUUUCAACUUGGAAGAUAAUCCCCCACUUAUCUCAGCUUUUCCUUAAAAUUCAUUAUAUAUUUAUAAUCCUUGAAUUCAUCACCAUGAAAGCAAAAUUAUAUAACAUUUCCAUUUUUACUGAGUUGAUGAGAUCCUUAAGUCUGUACCCUACACUUUAAAAUAGGGCCUUUCAGAGUUCCCGUCGUGGCUCAGUGGUUAACGAAUCCGACUAAGAACCAUGAGGUUGCAGGUUCGAUCCCUGGCCUUGCUCAGUGGGUCAAGGAUUCGGCAUUGCCAUGAGCUGUGGUGUAGGUUGCAGACGUGGCUCAGAUCCCAUGUUGCUGUGGCUCUGGCGUAGGCCGGAGGCUACAGCUCCGGUUAGACCUCUAGCCUGGGAACCUCCAUAUGCCACGGGAAGUGGUCCUAGAAAAGGCAAAAAGGAAAAAUAAUAAUAAUAAAAUAGGGCCUUUCACUUGUUGUUAACUCACCUCUUUCAAGAUUUUUCUUAUUAACCAUGGUAAUGAUGCUUUUUACAACCUUGUAGAUUUCAGUUCCCCCUCAGCCUCUGGUGAGGCCAUGCUGUUGCUUUAUAAGAACCACCUGGUUUCUGGAAACUCAGACACACCAAAUUCUGUCACAGAGUUUAAAGACUAGACUAUCAAAAUCUUCAACUCAGGAUUCUUUUCGUACUCAGCCUUAAAUCCCUUUGUUCCUGUGAAACCAAGCACAAAGCAGAAUUGGGAUGUCUUCAAACCUGAUUUCUCUGUCACAGACUUGCCUAUGCUGCCAUGCUGUCAGAUCUUUUUUUUUUUUUUUUAAAUACAUUAUCUCCAAUAUUGAUUUUUUUUCUUCUCUGCCAGUCGGCAUUCAUUGUAAGCCUGAGGCCUGAGGGCUGGAGUCUCUCUUUCCGGGAUGGUUACAGUGUAUUUCAAUAGUACCAAUCAUUUUGCAUUUUUUUGGACAAUUAAACAGAGAAUGCAUAUUCUCAAUAGUUCAAAUGAUCUCUAUCGUUUCUGUUUACAGGUUUAGACAUUGUUCCAGACAAAUGAUUUUCAAAAAUCCUAUUUCAAAUAAUUUAAUUAAGCAGUAGCAAAAUGAACCAAAUUAUUACCUUAUUACAUGUUAAGUGUAUCUUCUGGCAUUUUUUUUUAACAUCCUGAGAGAGUGGAAAAAAAUACAUACACACUGUUCAUUUAAGAAAUUUGGGGAGAGCGUAGAGUACUGAUUACUACUAGCCUUGAUUCCUUAUCCCCAUGUUUUGCCUCCUUUACCCCAGACAUUCUCUGGGUUGGCUUUUUGUUUCUUACAUUGGUUUGAAAAUACCAUUCCUCAGAUGAGAAACCAAAAUAUAGUUGAAUUAGAUGAUCUCACUAACUUGGGUUAAAAGGAAGUAAGACUUUGUGAAUCAGAAGUGAUUUUUUUAAAAAAAUAUUAAUGAGGUUUUUAUAUUAAAACUUAUGGGGAGUUCUCAUUAUGGUUCAGUAGUAGUGAACCCAGAUAGUAUCCAUGAGGAUGUGGGUUCAAUCACUGGCCUUGCUCAGUGGGUUAAGGAUCCAGCAUUGCCAUGAGCUUUGCUGUAGGUCACAGAUACAUCUCAGUUUUGGCAUUGCUGUGGCUGUGGUGUAGGCCAGCAGCUGCAGCUCAGGUUGGACCCCUAGCCUGGGAACUUCCAUGUGCCCAGGUGCAACCCUAGAAAAGGAAAAAACAAAAGCAAAAAUUUAUGGUACACUAAUAAAAGUCAUUGAGGUGAGAGGACCAGCUUGAAUAAGUUUGAUUUGAAAUGGCAGUUUAGUUGUUUUCAGUGUUCUUAUGGACAAAAAGUCCAUAAAGCUCUAAAGUGGUUUGUACUGUUGGUUUGCAUGUUAUAGCCUCCAAAACAAAGUUAACUUUAGUCCUGUUCCUGUUUGCCUUAUAUCAUAAAUUAUUUUUCAUUUUUAAUAAAAAUUUUAUACACUAAAGGAUAUACAGUAGUAUACAAUAUCCUUUUAGUACAUUAAGCCUUUUCAUCCUCCUCAUAGGCCAAAUUAUGAAGUACACUAAUCCCAAGUGUCUAGUAUGAUCAGGUUUUAGGUAUGUUUACACUCAUACCAAGAUUUUUAACUCAUGGGAUUGAAGAUUAAUGGAAUUACUGCAAAGCCCGUUUGUACAGGGCAAGUUACCAUUUAUUUCAGAUUGGUAAGGCAAAACAUCAACUUCAUUACACUACACACACACACACACACACACACACACACACACACACACAUGUACAUACAUAUAUAUCUGAAGGAAGAGGAUGUACUGUUAGGAAAAAAAUAAAGACAAACUCAAAAUAAAUCACAAACACACCCACCCACACCCACCUACUAAGCAGCCUGUUCAAUAGUUAUUUGUACUCAUUUUAUGCUUUUUUAUAAGACUGUCCUUCAUUCCCUUCAUGGAUAGUUUGAAAUUUGUGGUGAAUAUUCUGACUGUUGCUAUGGUUUCCCUGCCUCUAGAAUUAUUAUGCUUAUUGUGUGGGCCAGGGUUUCUUAACCUCAACACUAUUUUCAUCUGGGGCUGGAUAACUCUUUGUUGGGGGAGGGAGGGCCAGUCUGUGCAUUUUAGGAUAUUUAGCAGCAUGCCUGGCCCUCCCCACUAGAUGCCAGGAGCACCUUCCCUUCUCCCCCUUAGUUAUAACAACCAGCUAUGUCUCUAAACAGUGCCACAUAUCCCCUAAGGGGCAAAAAUCACUGUGGAGAACUACUGGUGGAGGCCGUGCAGAAGGAUCUAGACUAUCACAGCACUAUUGUUUGGGGGGAUCCUGCUUGUGCUGAGCAGGCAAGACAACAACCAUCACCACAAUAACCACCACAAAAGCAAUACAAACAACAAAAUGAAAACAAACAAAAUGGGGAGCUGCUAUUUAUUGAGAGCUUACUAUGUGCCCAAUACUGUGCACAGACUAUUCCUAAUUCUCCAAACAAUCCUAUAAGGAAGUGUAAUUUUUCCCAAUUAUAGGUAAAGAAACUCUGAGAGGUUAUAUAGCUUAUUCAGUUUAUUCCAGUGGUGGAGCAGGAAUCCACAUCUCAGCCUGUCAGAUCCCAAAGCUCAUGUGGUUUUCUUCUACAGUGCUGUUUCAAUAGCCUUUGACAAAUAUAAAGACGUAUUUUUGCUUCCCUAUUAGUGAAUGGUAAGAAAAGCCUACAAAUAUACUAAGACCAGACCUGCAAAUCUCUUAAGAGUUGGGAUCAUUUUUGUAGUAUGCAGGUUUAAUUUAAACAAUCUACUUAAUUAAAAUCUACUUAAUUAAAGUAUCUGGAAGUGACUCUUGGCCCUGGCUGGUCCUAAUAAGUUGCACUUUUUCCUGGAUUUUAGAAAGGGCCCAGUCACUUGGAAGUGUACUGUGAAUUUCCUUUGUUUCAAACUCACCUUUGACCUGCAGAUAUAUGAACUCAGAUGUGAAUAUCUGUGACAUACGUUUCUUAAUUAACUCCUACCAGAGCAAUGCUCAUAAAUGAAUCUGAAAACACAAAUUUAAUGAUGUUCUUAUCAGGUGAUUAAAAAAAGUGUUCUUUUCUUAUCUGAAAGACACAUGAGGAUAUAAGAGAUUCAGAGGUCAACCUUUUAGCACAAAGUCUGUGUCACAAUUUGAGAUUACAGUCAAAGAAGAACAAUUUUCCCUUUCAGCCUUUUCUUAGAGUAUUGUAUUUGAUGCAGUUAUAAUAGGUUAUCAUAUAAAUAUUUGUAACUAUUUGAUACAUUCAAAUGAAGUGAGCCAGGAAGAAGGUAAGCUGACUUCUGUUAGAAUGGACUGAAGGCCCACUGGUAUUUUACAUCAUGGUAGAGAACAAAAGUAAAUUCAUGAAUUUACAGUGCUGAGUCCAAAUCAGUGACUCAUGAAAGCAGUUCUGCUUUGGCUGUAAGAUUUUAGUAUAUAGCAAAUACAAGUACAAGAUUUUUGCAUUUCCUAAGUAUUACAUGUUUACAUUUUGCAAAGCUUGGAUUAAUACCAGGGAGCCAGCCUCAUCAUCAUAUUUUUCCAGAUAAAAAAGGAAGGCCUCAUUUAAACAAAUUAUUCUACAAUGGUACCUACAAGCUGUAAUUAUAUAAUUCUCUUCUUUUGGAGAUAAAUUUGUUUGCCUUUCAAGCAAUAGCAUUUCUUUUUGUAUUAGCCAGUUGCUAGUUUUUUUGUGAAUUCAAUACAUUUAAUCUUAUGCUAAAAUGUCUUUUUUCUUACAUUUAAAGAGGUAGCUGAACUUUACUUAUAACAUGAAAUCAUAACCCUAAAGAUACAAUAUAUUCAUAAACUGCCUAAGUUUAUAAAUUAUUGAAAUUCUUUAAUUAUAUUUCUGUCCUUAAAAUAAAUCAAGCAGUCUUAAUGUUGUCAUAUUUUAUAUUUAUCACUAUGUGGAGAAAAGCUAGUUCUCAAUAAACAUUAAAACUAUUGCUUUGUAAAACUGGCAACUUCAUAUUCUCAUAUGAAAUAUUUUGUUUUUCUUAGUGAUUGGUUUUGUGCAAUAAGAUUGCCUGAAAUAAUAAGAGAUUUUUUCCCUCUAAAUUCGAAUUAUAAUCUAGACUUUUAAAAAACUGAUAUAUAUUUUUUUCCUUAAAAAAUUUUAUUAUAGUUGAUUUACAGUGUUCUGUCAAUGUCUGCUAUAUAGCAAAGUAACCCAAUUAUACAUACAUAUAUAUAUAUACACACACACAUACUUUUUUCACAUUAUCUUUCCUCAUGUUCCAUCACAAGUAAUCAGAUAUAGUUCCUUGGGCUAUACAGCAGAUAGACUGUUGGUAUUUUUCUACUCGUAAACCCAGCUCCUUCACUAAAUCAACUCCCUCCUCUUUUCCCCCCUCCUUCUUCAGAUUUUUUAGUAUGUUCAAUGUAUUCUUUUUUUUUUAAUCUUCUUUAUGCCUGCAGCAUAUGAAGUUCCCAGGCUAGGGUUCAAAUCAGAGCUGUAGCUGCUGGCCUACUCCACAGCCACAGCAAUGCCAGAUCCAAGCCGUGUCUAUGACCUACACCAAAGCUCAUAGCAACACCAGAUCCUUAACCCACUGAGCGAGGCCGGGGAUCAAACCAGCAUCCUCAUGGGUAUUAGUCGGGUUCGUUACCACUGAGCCAUGAUGGGAACUCCUAGAUUAUUUUAAUAGAGAAACCCAGUAUACAUAGGACAGAAAUGCAAUCAAUAUGCACCAGGGAGCUAAGCUGGUACAAGACUGUGGUCUUGAGUCCCUCAGUGGUUCUCCUCCACUGUAGCUCCUCCCACAGGACCCCUAGACUUCCCCAAGAUCAAGCAUUUAUUGCACAGCAUAAUAGGCAGCCUCUGGGACCCUGACCCUGCACUCUGGUUAGCUUCUAUUCUAACUGCUCUAUAUUGUGCAUUACCAAUCAUUGCAUUUUUGAUGUUACCCCUAGGUGGGUAUAUAUUAAAAAAUAGAAGUCCAAGUGGUUUCUAUAACCUUAAUGAGAAACCGCAGUUGUUUAUCAAUAAAAAAAUCAUGUAUCCGAGUUUCCUAGUGGCUCAGCAGAUUAAGGAUCUGGUGGUGUUACUGCUGUAGCUCAAGUUGCUGCUGUGGCACAGGUUCGAUCCUAGCUUGGGAACUUCUACAUGCCACAGGUACAGUAAAAAAAACAAAACAAAACAAAACAAAAAGCUAUCAGUUAUUUUACAAAAAAAUAUUAUUUCUCAAGGAUUGAUGUCACAACAAACAUUGUUUCCUCAGGGACCACCUUAUUGAAGGCCCCCAGCUCUGUCUCCCUACCAUGCCUUCUAUUCUCCCUAGCGUCACACUCCUUUUACUUUAAUGUAUCUUCUUGUAAGUGGCUUCCCCAGCAGACUAUAAGCUCCAUGAAGGUAAGGGCCAUAUCUGUAGCCUCAGUGCCUACCAUGGAGUCUGCUAGGUAAAAAGUGUUCUAUAAGUACUUGUGAUGUGAAUAUGAAGAAGGCUAUUUCAUGUAGGAUUUUUCAGUGAAAUUAUUUCAUCAUCAUUUGUUAUUGAAGCUUUUUCUGGCAUUAAAAGUAUCUUUGGGAUUUAGGUGGACCACUGUCUCUCAUUUUGGUUAAUUUAAUUUUAGGCACAAUCUAUCCUUUUCUUGAUAUGAUUAUUAUAAUACUUGUAAUAGUUCUUUUCCCUGAUCAAAGAAUGCUAACCUGAAGAUCUUUCUUGAACUUAGGGACUGGAGAGCUAUAUAAUAAUUGAAUUGAAUAAAUAUAAUAAUAAUUUAGGCUCAGUUAUCAUUAGAAGAUACCCUAAGGUAUUAAGCCCCAGUCUUCCUUUUCAUUCCUCAUUGUCUUUUUUUUUUUUUUUU
This is a messenger RNA of Sus scrofa (pig), 7954 nucleotides long. It is a transcript of the gene METTL24, whose product is annotated as methyltransferase like 24. The record is from RefSeq and is a predicted model, not a curated record. Lineage: Eukaryota; Metazoa; Chordata; Mammalia; Artiodactyla; Suidae.